AAAGUGUUUGCGUGAGGGCUUUCUUGCCCGCAGCUGCAGCAAAUAAAUAGCAAAGCAAGAUCAUUGUUACAAUGCCAGAAAUCAUUCCCUUUGCUGCGCCAGUCUCCGUGAAUAAAACAAGCAGCAUCUACUUCGUUUGAAGAGGAUUAUGUCCCUCCCGACGCCGACCUCCUCCCUGAGUGGAAGAAGAUAAUGGGUUGCUUACCCGGGAAGAUUGCUGUGAAGCCCGCCUGUGAGGAGAACAAAAUGGACUUUCCACCGCAAAAUGUGUCCUCCAACAACCCGAACGCGCCGACACUUCUUACCCCAACCGUGUCCAUCACCACUCCCUCGGAGGUGCACCUCCACGGCAACACGAACAAGCACGAAGCGGGGGUGUUCCUCCUUGGGAACCAACAACUACAGAACGCGGCAGUUGGGGGUGGGACUGUGAACGUGAAGCCGGGAGCUGGUGGAACAAUCAACAUGCCAAAUAACCAAAAUUCAACAUUGAACCAAAACUAUGCCAACAACAACAUCGUGAACAAGUCUGGCGCGUUGAGCACCGCCGCCGGUACGAACCCGUCCAAUGCGAGUUC
Molecule: messenger RNA, 578 nt
Organism: Amoebophrya sp. A120
Lineage: Eukaryota; Dinophyceae; Syndiniales; Amoebophryaceae
Source: the annotation of a GenBank genome assembly